Racocetra fulgida is the source of this 143-nucleotide messenger RNA. Lineage: Eukaryota; Fungi; Glomeromycota; Glomeromycetes; Diversisporales; Gigasporaceae. The record is from the annotation of a GenBank genome assembly.
AAGAAUUUUAUGAUCUUGUUAAUGAAUAUAUUGAUAUCUUUGCUCAAAAUGAUUCUGACCUAGAAAGAACUGAUGAAAUCCAAUAUGAAAUCAAAAAUAAUGCCCCACAAAAAAUUAUUACAUCACAUAUACAAGUUAAUUAA